This is a messenger RNA of Daucus carota subsp. sativus, 2534 nucleotides long. Its product is annotated as protein LNK1. NCBI's taxonomy places the organism in Eukaryota, Viridiplantae, Streptophyta, Magnoliopsida, Apiales, Apiaceae. The coding region runs from base 525 to 2180 and encodes 551 amino acids. Gene Ontology annotation, biological process: regulation of DNA-templated transcription; circadian rhythm. The record is from RefSeq and is a predicted model, not a curated record. The transcript has 8 exons.
AGUGCUGAGCUUGCCUUUUCUCUCUCUUAUCCAAACACAUACAACUAUCUAGAUUUGUGUGGAAAUUUAGGGUUUUUGUUUUACUUUUUCAACUGUUGAGUUCGUGUAAAGAAUGUAAUUUUACAGGCGGGUUCUUGAUUUUGAGAGUCACGACAGAGAUUUUUGUUGAAAGUAUGACAUCAGAUGGUAAACUUUCGUGUUUGUUUGGCGCUGGGUAGGAGUAAAGGGAAUGUCAGACGUGAGCAAUUACGAGAUUCUUUGUAUUAUGCAAUCUGCUCAUAGCUGAACCGUUGUAAUUGGCUCUGCAGCUUGAAGACUUUAUCUGGGAUCAAUUCCGUCAUAUUGAUGAUCAUAUAGUUCCUCAUUCUAGAGACGAGAAUGCCCGUGGACAUGCAUCUCAGCCAAAAAGCAUUAAUAAAUGUCGAAUUGAAGUAAGCACCGCUGCUGAAAAGAGUCCUGCCAAAUGCUCUAGUCAGAAAAAGGAGGCGAUAAACUCUUUUACAGUAAAACCACCAAGAUUAACAAUGUCGGAAAGCGAGAUGUGGACUUAUCGACCUGAUGGUACCUCUUCCGCAACAGGUGAUGGUGAUCCAACAAAAGAGCUGGCAACCAUAAUGACUACUAAUGCUAAGACGUCAAGUAGUUUCUUCCAUAGUAACAAUAAUGCUUCCCUAGGUGAUUUAUAUUCAGAUGAUCCUAUCGUCAGCAGUAGGUCCACUGCAGUUCACUGUAGCUCUUAUACCUAUCCCCUACAUACUUCUCAAGGAGAGAAUGACUUUAGCUAUAUGGAUAUUCCUGAGGAUGAAUCUAGUGAUCUCUUAUACUAUAAUUGGGAUGAUAUAGGAUUCGAGGAUGUCUUUAGAAACUGUGAAUCAUUGUUUGAACUUCAGAAGAAGAGUAAUGAUGAUGAGACUGAUUGGUUGUCAGCAUCUAAUGCUAUCGAGGGUUCUGAAUCUGCAUCAAGAACCGAAUUUGCAUCUAGUGGUCCUCAUGCAAACGCAUUAAAAGGUCCAACAGAAGAUCUUGAACAUCCAAAACUGAAAAUCGAGUGUUCAUCAGCCAAUGAUACUACCAUGACAGGUGUACCUGCCAGUGACAAAACCAGUCCUCAGUUGUCGGAAGUUGAAGACACUGCCUUGCUAAGUUCUAUUUCUGUCGCGAAUAUGUCAAAUGAAAAUGUUGAAUUCAAAGAUAACAUUGUUAUCAAAAAUCAGGGAAGGAAGAAAAGAGAAGGAAGCAAAAAUGACCGACAUGUAGAAGAUGGCGAUACAUUACGUUAUCCCAGUGACCUUGGGAUAGAAGGCAGAUAUCUUUCUUCUGAGGAUACCUCCCAUAAUGGUCAUACAACCAUAUGUGUCAAACAGCACAAGGAAAACCUAGGACCUGGUACCUCCCAUCACCUCCUUGCUAAUAUAUCUUGCAUUCAAUCGGACUGCCAUCGGCCUUCGGACCAAACCACAAUUAGUCCAUCAUUAUCUGAGACCAGAUUAGAGAAUAACACUGCAACAUCUCUUCCUCCUAAAGGGUCAUCCCUUUCGUUUGAAGGGCUACAGGACAAGGACUCCAGUCAAGAUUUGUCAUCUAUGAUAAUUGAUGUUGCACCCGAUGGUCGAGAUAACCCUAGCCUCAAUCAAGGACUACCAGCAUCUUUCAAUAGUAAUGCAGAAAACAUAGAUGUGGCUUCUAUAUGCAAUCCUUUCCCAGUGCAGGCAAGUAUUGAAUUGGAAAAGCACAAUGAUAUUGAAGGAGCUAGCAAUGGUUUUCCUGCAAAAGUGGGACCUUGGUAUGUACAGGACAGCCCUACUGUUGAUGCCGGGUUCAACGAGGCUUCUUUAGAAGCAACUAGUUUUCGCCAGCUCCAACUUGUCAUGGAACAGUUGGAUUUGAGGACUAAGCUAUGCAUCAGAGACAGCCUUUACCGCUUAGCUAGGAGUGCUGAACAACGACAUCAUAACAAUGGUGGCCUGGGAGGCGAUAGAGAUGCCAGAACAUUCAUGGAUGAUGGAACAACUAAGUCUAGUGGAUAUAUUGACAUCGAAGCUGAUACAAACCCUAUAGACAGGUCUGUAGCACAUUUAUUGUUCCACAGGCCGUCAUUGUCUCUUCCAUCAGAAUCCAUUAUUCCUGCUCCUCCCUUUGCGGCUGAGAAAUCUAGUAAUAGAAAACCUGCUCAGCAAUAGAUCGAAAGGUUGCCAAGUUCUGAUGGUCAGUAACAACAGUUGUUAGCCUAACUACCAUGAGAUUAAAUUAAAAAAUUUGGAGACAUGCAAAGUCAGGUGCUGGACUAGAUGCCGGGCUUGGAUACAUUAAGUGCUCGUUUGUAAUCCAUGUGAUGUAUAUAUCUGUAUCAUCUUCUACGGUGUACUAUUUUGUUUUCCUCUUUGGCCUAGAUUUUCUGAAUGUGAAUGAGUAUAUACAUAGUUGAGUUUGAAAGUGUUCAAGAUUCAGAUCUAUUUCCUAAGUGUAUACUGCCAAGUGUUGGUCCUUUUCCACUUCUAUAAUGAUGGCUUUGCGCCAUGCAAAAAUUCUACUUA